AUGGAUUUCAUCAAGAAGGCUGUUUCCAGCGCUGGCGGCAACAAGGAGGACAAGCCUGCCGAGAACAACACCCAGCAGAACGACGACUACGUUGACAAGGCCUUCGCCGCCGGUGUCAAGAAGACUGGCUACAACCUCGACCGCAGCACACAGGAGAAGAUCACCGAUGGUGCCCGCGAGGCCUACGAGAAGGCCACUGGCAAGCAGGUCAGCGACAAGAUCUCCAACUAG
Molecule: messenger RNA, 231 nt
Organism: Penicillium crustosum
Lineage: Eukaryota; Fungi; Ascomycota; Eurotiomycetes; Eurotiales; Aspergillaceae
Exons: 3
Coding region: 1-231 (76 amino acids)
Source: RefSeq, a predicted model, not a curated record